Dicrocoelium dendriticum is the source of this 5284-nucleotide messenger RNA. The record is from the annotation of a GenBank genome assembly. NCBI's taxonomy places the organism in Eukaryota, Metazoa, Platyhelminthes, Trematoda, Plagiorchiida, Dicrocoeliidae.
UAUGAAACAUGUGACCAGCGUCAAAAGGGCUAUUCCAAAUCAAUCACUUCUUCCAUCUCCUUGAAUCGAGAUAAUUUUCUUUCACGUACUCCAACUACCGAGCGAUCGAUAUACUGCCAGUGAAUUCCUGCUUGGACCCCGGAUGCAUUUGCCCCAGCUGCACUCUUGGUGCCAACCCUGCAUCUUUCAUUCUUCGUUAAACCUAUUGGAAAUCUGAUCGAUACCGCAAGUAAGGUUCACCAUGGCUGCGGUGUUGCAGGGCUGAAUUGGUGUGCACUAUGUGUACAAAUUCCUACAACAAAACACGUAGCCGGCUUCUGUUAUCCAGCCAUUACUACAAGAGAGAGAGCGAGAGCUCGGGGGGAGGGUUAGGUUCGACAUGCCGAAAGUGUUUAAGUUGUUUUCAUCAACUACUGACACAGGUGUGAGUCGUCUUCAUUCAUUUCAAUACCCAUACGCCGUAGCGUGGUCGAUGUGACUUCGCGCUUGUCUAAACUCGCAGGAAUCACGGGCGCAUUUACAACACUGUUUGGUCAGUUAUUUACACUUGUGCAUUGAUUGUUCGCUGGGUAAAUUGAUUGGCCGAAGCGAGACCGGAUGCGAACACCUCACCGCCUUGUACGACCUCUCUCUCUCUCGAUGGCCGUAUGGAUUGAGCUUCUGUUUACGUUGCAAUAUCCGCUCUUCAUUCAUGUAUCACGUCAACAUUAGCGUCCCAUUCAACGAAAUACGUACAUCGGACAAAUGGACGCUUGCUAAUCUGGCCACAUCAGCGUCGUAUCAAGCGGCCCGAAACCCAUAAUUUUAUGUCAGGAUUUCCUUUUCGAACCUUGGUUCUAAUUGUUGUGUGCUCCUCUGUAUGGGUUUCGACCACGAAAGCAGGAGAUAAGGAACGCGAACUGGUGUUAGAACUUGUACGAGACGGCAGUUCCCACAGGGAGGCGGAUGUUCCCGCGUCAACCAAUCUGGUCCGGCUUAGCUGUUCACACGGCAACCAAUGGAUUGUGCCUAAUUCCUUGCCCCGAACGAAUGAUAAGGUAGCGGUGUCCGCAGAACAAAAAGAGAAUGGAGGAAGCUUUCUUGUUAUUCGUUUACCCCCCGGAUCAGCUGAAAGAGGUCACUGGCGAGGACUAUACCAGUGCUGCUACAGUGGUGAAAAUGAGCGACCUUCAGAUCACAAUAGCACUUUCACGUGGGUCCGACGACGUGGCCAACCAUCGUGUUGUCCCUGCUGCCCUUGGUACGAGCAAGAGCGCUGCCUCCCACAACGGGACGAUGCUGUGGAAACAGUUGAGCUCCGCUGCUCCCAAAGUGUCUUUCUAUACACACAUGCGAUACCUGAGGAAGCUGUACAGCUGCACAUUGUGCCUGGGGAACCAAUGUUGAUUCCGUGUCCAGCCCUGUUGGGUUCCGAAACGUGGUGGCCAGAGAUUCAGUUACAGCUUGUACCCAAAUACCCCCUCGGUUGGCCUUGGUUUCCCUUCCAAACUCCAGAAACAAAACCAAUCUCAUACAUGUACGAUUCACGCCACGGAUUGUGCCUAAACAGAUCCCAGUUCCAGCGGUCAAUCCCUUACUUGAUGUGUCAUUAUCCGCAAGUGAAUCGAACUAGGACCGUCCAACUGGUUUGGCCCCCACCACCACCCACCGUGGCGCCUGAAGUGCACUUGCAGUUCGUAUCCCCGGAAGCUUCUGACAAGGGAGAUCCGAUGCAUUUAACCAAUUUCGAAGAGAUCGCUGAUGCAAUAUCAGCAGAACCGCCAAUUUAUCGUGUCCGUUGGGGCAGCCACUUCCGAGUAUAUUGUAUCGCAAGCUACAACCAAACAAGAAUUGUAAGGCGACCACCUCCGCGUCUGUGCUUCAUUUGGGACCACCGAGAACUCAACCCGAUUGUCCACAACACUUCAAGCAGUACAUUGGAUGGACGGAAAUUGAGCGACUGUCCCACCGUGAGGUUCACUACGGUUGCAAAGCCCCCGCGCGUUUACGCCAUCAGUGAGUUUGAGUUGCCCCCUAUCCAGGCCAACACCAGUGUGGCUUGUGAAGUGUUGACUCCAGCCCGUCAGGCUCCUCCGGCAAGCACAAUGGCUCAUUUCAUUAUUCCUCCAGGUAGUGAUAACGUGGAAACUGCGGGACCGCUGCACUGGAUUGUGGAGGGGCCCAUACAUGUUCUCCAGUCGACUGGUCAUUCACCACUAGCGGUGAUGGACAUAGCAAAGGGUGCACAACUGAACCUGUACUUUUGGCACUCGCAAGAGAUAGGACAAUCACCAGUUUGUACAUUGAACUUAUCGAGUGGACAAGCGGACAAUGUUAACCAGAUGCUGUCUGUCAGACGGGAGUCGGAUCGAUGGCGGUGCAGUAUCAGUUUCAGUCCGGUCAACUCGUCCAUGUUAGGGUGGAUCACGGUUGGCUAUGGUUACGAGCGUGAAGAAUUGGCAGUUCACGUCAUUAAUUCGUCGACAUGGCAGCGACCACAUGUGAUCGGUAUGCACAGUCACGUGUUGCAUCCAUUCAACUUGACAUGUAAACACGAUUUGAAAGGCCCGCCAGUCUUUCCGAAAUGGGCCGAAGCUAAGGCAAUACCGAGGUUCACAUGGUCGGUGAAAUUCAAUCAAACCAUAACCGAGAUGCAAUCGAAGGAUGGUGACAGGCUCGAGCUGCAUCCCAUCUACAACGAAACAUCGACAUAUGUGUUCACUUACAAACAUGAAGCUGCUGAUCGGAUUGAUCAGAUUCCCACCACGAAUCAAUUCGUACCUGCCAAACAACCGUCUGCGUUGUGCGUGGCAUGUGAGGUGUCCUACUCAUUUGGAAUUACUUUGCAAAGCGAACACGAGUGUAGGUACUUGGUUGACUUUAAUCUGAUGGAUGUUGACAUGUCGAAUGUGACUUCUGACACACCACCUCUGCUGCUACUAUUGAGACAACCGAACAUGCGAGCAAUAUCAUCGUCCGAGUCGUCUAUAGUCCCGGUCGUCGGGGACCGGCAGGUGGAAAUGCAAUGCUUGUUUCUUGCUGGUGUGCCCGGCCCACUGACUCCCACACUGCCUGCUAGUCUGUGGCCCACUCUUAGAUUUUCCAACCAUUCCAUUUUGUUCAACUCAUCGGUAAGGGACGCCGUACAAAUGGUAUUCGAACUGUCGCCUUAUUGGCGUGGAGUGCGGGUGCAGCUGUCCCAACUGAAGACGACGGAGUCCGCGGAGGAUAUCGAGUGUGAAUUUGAGGAAAGAAAAGCCAUGAUGCAACUACACGUCAUGAAUCCGGCCAAGCCACAAAUCUUCCAGCUUCAGAAUCAAUCCCACACGGAUGCUCCAAAUGGCACUGUGCAGCUAGCAUGUUACGCCACAGGGUUUCCCGCUCCUAUGGUAUGGUGGCAAAAGCGAGAUCAGAACGGCGGUGAUGGAGAAUGGAUCACUGUGGAACAUUGUGAACCUCCCCAGGAUGCUCUCAACGAAACACUGUGUGUCCACAAGUACAAUUUGAACACCAGCGAAGAACUAUCUGUUGCGCAGUGUAUCGCCAUGAAUGCGUUUGGGAGGGCUACGUCUGUGCAAACAAUCUAUUCCGCUCCAGCGUAUACGGAAUCAUUGAAUGGGGGGACGGGAACGGGACAGCCUUACAUAUGGAUUGGAACAGUUGUGCUUCUGAUCGUCCUGUUGGCAGGAUUUUCCAUUUUGUCCCUUUGCAUAUACCGCUGGACAACUGAGACGCUGAAAAUUGGACGCAUUAACCGAAAGUGCAAUAUUUUGUACUCAAAGUGCAAACCCUAUUCAUAUUUCCCCGAGUCUGGCAUGGGGUCUGUGUCUUAUCAAUGUGUAAAGGAGCACACCAAGGUGAUAGGAGCGAUUGCCCAGCUGCUAGGCUCUAUGGAGGAGGCAUACAAGUGGACUGUGCCCAUGGAGUGUCUACAAACUUCCACCGUUCGCCUCGGCCUCGGGCAUUACGGCCAAGUUUCUAAGGGAUGGCUCAGCCCCCACUGCUCGCGAGCAAACAGACAUGGGGAUGGAUCAGAGGUCGAGGCGGUUGCAACACCCGUGGCUAUCAAGGCAGCAUCAGGUGAGAGCAGUAGUCUGAGCUGUUUGCGAAACGAAAUCGCCCUUUUACCUUCCUUAAGCUCUGGACCAAAUAUUAUUCGAAUGAUGGGAUUGACUCUAGGAGUGAAGGAAGACUUAAGCGAUACUCUUCUGCUCUUAGAAUAUUGCUCUCACAAAAGUUUGAGUGAAUUCAUCAGAAAACGAGCGCACCACAUUACCAAUGGGAAUCAGCGAACCCACAAAUGGAGCAUACAGUCAUGUGAUUCCGGCGUGUGCAGUUUACUGGACCAGGAAGCUGGGUUAACAGAGAGUAUCAACAGCAGAAAUGGUAACUGUAGCCCUCCGGACAUGGGAACCAUGACUAUUGAAGAGAGUGAAAUACUCGGUUUGCGUCCCAAAAACAAAUGCACUCUCAAUGAGUCGGAAUUCCACCUGACCAUAUGUGAUUUGUAUCGCAUUGCGUAUGAAAUCGCUUGUGGUCUGACAUACCUAGCCGAAUCCGGAAUUAUUCACAGAGAUUUAGCAACUAGGAAUAUUUUGGUCGAUCAGUAUUUCAACCCGAAGAUUUGUGAUUUUGGUCUAGCUGUGCGCGUUUCCAUCACGGAACAGUCUAGCGGAGGAACAACUCAACCAAAUGAGGGAUACCAGAUUUUGACUCGUCAGAAGCAGCUACCGUUCCGGAUCCUUCCCCCUGAGGCAUUACGUGAACAAACAUUUUAUCUCGCCUCCGACAUAUGGGAAUACGGAUUGUUGCUGUGGCAGCUGUUUUCCCUCGAGACUAAGCGUCCGUUCUCCACAAUCUGUACCGUGGACGAAUUAGUCACACUUCUAUUCUCCGUCCCACAAACUGUGUCCGUGCCAAUACCACCUCCCUCGAUAGAUCGCCCCCGACUUGUGCAUGAACAAUUAUGGCUUUUCAUGUGCCAGGCGUGGAACUUGGAUUACAAACUUCGUCCAAGUGCUCUAAAAUUUAAAGAAAUGCUUUGGGACUUGUUGAAAGCCAUUCACAGACCCGAGGGGAACCAGACAACACGGGAUAACUCCUGCAACCCAGUGCUCUACACAGAAAUAAUCCAACCUGAGUCCAACGGUGUGCUUUCAGCUUUAGAGCGGUAGCCUGAGGAAACUACAGACAGCUGCCCACUUUUUAUCUUUAUUAAUUUGUCACGUAUGAACAGCACUGAAGGUAUGUCAAUUUUGCCGCUGUACAUUGCUGCGCUUUCAAAUACAGAAUAAGUAUGUAAUGU